AUGCAGAUUCCUGUUGUUUCUCUUGUAGCUCUGGUGAUUUUUGUUGCAAGGAGGUUAGAGUUGCUUGCUACCAUGGGGAGGGGGAAGAUCGAGAUCAAGAGGAUCGAGAACACGACGAGCCGCCAGGUGACCUUCUGCAAGCGCAGGAACGGGCUGCUCAAGAAGGCCUAUGAGCUCUCCGUCCUCUGCGAAGCCGAGAUCGCCUUGAUCGUCUUCUCCGCCCGCGGCCGCCUCUACGAGUAUGCUAGUAACAGCACGAGGACGACGAUCGACAGGUACAAGAAGGCUUCUGCAAGCGCUUCUGGCUCUGCUCCAGCUAUAGACGUCAAUUCUCAGCAAUACUUUCAGCAAGAAUCAGCGAAACUGCGCCAUCAGAUACAGUCCCUGCAAAAUGCAAACAGGAACCUGAUGGGCGAAUCCGUCGGCAACUUGACACUGAAGGAGCUCAAGAGCCUGGAGAACAGGCUCGACAAGGGCAUCGGCCGGAUCAGAGCAAAGAAGCACGAGCUGCUGUUCGCGGAGAUCGAAUACAUGCAGAAGCUGGAGGCGGAUCUGCAGAGUGAGAACAUGUAUCUCCGAGCCAAGGUGGCGGACGCGGAGCGGCUGGCCCUGGCGGCGCCGCCGCCGUCGUCGGGCGGGGCGGAGCUGGAGGUGCUCCCGACGUUCGACGCGAGGACCUACUACCACCACCAGGCAGUGAGCAUGCUGCAGGACGCGGCGGCGGCCUCCUCCUCCUCGCGCUACUCCCAGUCGUCCCAGGCGGCGGCGGCGGCGGCGACCACCGCUCUUCACCUCGGCUACCAGAUUAAGGGGGGCCAACUGAACUGA
Molecule: messenger RNA, 828 nt
Organism: Triticum turgidum subsp. durum (durum wheat)
Lineage: Eukaryota; Viridiplantae; Streptophyta; Magnoliopsida; Poales; Poaceae
Source: the annotation of a GenBank genome assembly